This is a messenger RNA of Glycine soja, 752 nucleotides long. RefSeq names its product membrane protein PM19L-like. The record is from RefSeq and is a predicted model, not a curated record. NCBI's taxonomy places the organism in Eukaryota, Viridiplantae, Streptophyta, Magnoliopsida, Fabales, Fabaceae. Bases 85 to 588 code for a protein of 167 amino acids. The transcript has 4 exons.
UGGCCUCCAAGCUCAUCACAAGGACAAAUAAGUUAAGGUUCCACGUUAGUAAUUUUUUGGUGUUUGAAUUGAAGUUAAAGGGCCAUGGCUUCAGGAUCCAAAUCAGUAGCCUCUAUCCUCUUGGCACUGAAUCUAGUGCUGUACUUCAUUGUGCUUGUAAUUGCUUCUUGGGCAGUGAAUCAUGGGAUUCAAAGGUCUGGCGAAACAGCAUCUGUUUUGUCCAUUCCGGCUCGCAUAUUUCCAAUAUAUUUCCCAAUGGGAAACAUGACAACUGGUUUUUUCGUAAUUUUGUCUCUGGUUGCUGGUGUUGUGGGAUUCACCACCUCACUCACUGGAUUGCAAAACAUUUUCCAGUGGAAUGCUCCCAACUUACAUGCAGCAGCCAUGUCUUCAUUGACUACAUGGGCACUCACUCUACUAGCCAUGGGAUUUGCAUGCAAAGAGAUUGAACUUGGCUGGACAGACUCCAACCUGCGCACCUUAGAAACGAUCACGAUCAUUGUAAGCGCAACACAACUAUUAUGCACGGGAGUUAUCCAUGUUGGAGUUUCAGAAGUUGUUGCGCAGAGAAUGGGAGGAAGAGUAUGAGUUUCAGCUGGUGCAGGCUUAUACGAAUACUAUCUUUCAGGAAAAUUAUCCUCUAUGACUGCAGAAUUAAUUGUAACUCUUUCUUUGCACAGAGUUGUUUCAUUCAUUCAUGUACGAUAAAAAUAUUUAAUUGUAACUAUAUACUUUAGUUUCAUUUGAGGAAA